This is a messenger RNA of Aethina tumida (small hive beetle), 1277 nucleotides long. Its product is annotated as nucleosome assembly protein 1-like 1. The record is from RefSeq and is a predicted model, not a curated record. Gene Ontology annotation, biological process: nucleosome assembly. Gene Ontology annotation, cellular component: nucleus; chromatin. The transcript is spliced from 4 exons. The coding region runs from base 207 to 1130 and encodes 307 amino acids. NCBI's taxonomy places the organism in Eukaryota, Metazoa, Arthropoda, Insecta, Coleoptera, Nitidulidae. Gene Ontology annotation, molecular function: histone binding; chromatin binding.
GGUGCGCGCUCCCGCCUCCCCAGUAAAUGGGUGGUGGUGCGGUUGGGUUGUUUUGUGCAGUGAUUCUUAUGGUUAAUCGUGUUUUGUCUAAUGCCCUAAUGAAUUUUCUACAUACAGAUUUCGAAGGCCUUGGACCUGGACUGUAACGACCCAACCACACAUUGGAGAGACGAUAAGGCAACAGGGAAAGAGCAUUAAAGCUAAAAAUGUGUAGUAAGGAGAACCAUACCGAAAGGUGUAAACAACGGGAACACAAAUGUGACAAGUUUAAGGUGGACGAAGAUGUCGAGUCAUGCAUAAAAGCUCUUAAAAAGUUGGCUACGAAUGAAACUGGCGACGAAGCAAGUGAUCAAAAAGUCGAAUCUGGAUCUGAGGCUAAGGAAGAUAUGUUUGACAAAAGGGCAGCCAUUGUAAAUGGUGCUUAUAAACCUUCCAACGACGAGACUGACCAUGCACUACGUCAAGGCUGUGAAGAUUAUUGCACGUACUUGUAUUACCGACAAAAAUUUGGCAUCAAGAAGAGUGGCAUUCCGUGUUUUUGGCUUUGUAUCUUUCGUAAUACGGGGAUACUCUGCGACCUGGUGCAAAAUCACGAUGAGUUAAUAUUGAAACAUUUGACUGAUGUAAAAGUAGUCACAAAGGAAAAUCCAAAGUGCUUUGUUCUUGAAUACCAUUUUGAUGACAACGACUUCUUUUCCAAUAAAGUUCUUACGAAAACAUAUUUCUAUAAAACUCCGGAAAAUCCAGACGACACCACUAAGCCUUUAGAGCUCUACAAAUCUGAGGGAUGCAUCAUUGACUGGUUCCCAACCAAAGCUUUGACCAUCAAAUAUAUUAAAAAAAGGGAGAAAGUUGGUAACACCACUAAGUUCGUUACGGUAACUGUAAAACAGGCAUCGUUUUUCCAUUUCUUCACGCCGCCCCAGUUACCUGAAGAUUCUGACGCCAAGCACAUUAAAUUAGCAAUGAAAAAUGAUUUUGCUUUAGGUCUAUAUUUUAAGGAUAGCAUUAUUCCUAAAGCGGUCCUGUUCUUCACCGGUGAAAUGACCGACGAGGUUAUGUUCUACGACUUUGGUGAUGACACUGAUGAGGAGGAUGCUUCUGCUGAUGAUGCUAAACCUGUUGCUUGACUUGAAGUAUGGUGAUAAACAAAUAUUGUCCGGUAUAAUUUUUAUUUUGAAUUUAAAUCACUUGACUGUAAUGUUAAAAUAUAAUUUUCCAUAAUAAUUUUUUAAAAUUGUAACAGGUCAAAUUUAAUAAAGAAAUAGGUGCUUUAC